Molecule: messenger RNA, 453 nt
Organism: Cladocopium goreaui
Lineage: Eukaryota; Dinophyceae; Suessiales; Symbiodiniaceae
Source: the annotation of a GenBank genome assembly
GUUUUGACCAUCCACGGCUACCUGCACCUCUUCCUCCCCGACCCCAAGGACCCCAAGGGUGCCAAAACGGCCGCAGAUGGUGAUGACACGCCGUUGGAGCUAGUGGAGGCUGACGUCAAGGCCUCGGUCUAUGCACCAAGGGCCACGAAGUGCGUCUUCCAACGCAGGGGGCAGGAGCUGGUGCUGGACCUGGCAGAGGCCUCAGCCGACCCCGGCGACGGCACCGGCACGGCCAGCGUUGGCGAGGCCAGUGGCAGCUCCACGGGCUGGCGGAAGUGGUUUGCGAAGGCGGAGAAGACGGAGCCCCUGAGGCGGAUCCAUGCGAAAAUGUCGGACCCGCAGCAGUUUGUGGAGCUGGAGAACCACUGCCACAACUUCGUUCGACGGGGACAAGCCCUUCGGAGUGCCAGUGGAUCACCAACUGCUGGAUAUGGAGCAAAGAACUCCAGUUGA